GGCCCUUCUGAAACAUCUGAAAUCAAAGUGGAGACUUUCUGCGAUUUUCCUAAACUACAGGGACUAAAAUAUAAAUUAACCUCCCGACAGAGUCCGACCAACCAACUUCAGCCGGCAGCGAGAACGAGCUAAAACCCAUUUCUCUGAAAGAGCUAAAACCCUGAUUUUGUCUUUCCGACCGGAAGGAAGAACACUGAGCUCUUCCAUCUUUGUUUCCAUGGAAGCCGGCCCUGCUCCAAUCGUGUGAAUUGGGAGGGCCUGACUUCUGUAGAUGUGGCUUCUUUCUUCUCUCAGAACCGGAAAGCUUCUCUCGGCUCCCGCCCUACUCAAAUCCAAACCCCUCUCCGCCCGCGCCGCCUUCUUCAGUCCCGGGUCGGCUGCCCUCUUGUCGGAACCCUGUCCCCACCGCUCAUCCUCCGAUGAAGACGACGAGCAGCAGCAGCAGCAUUUCUAUCGGUUUCAGCCGCAAAGGCAAGAGCUUGAUUCAGUAAAGAUCAGCUGUAUGCUGCGCCGCUUCAGGAGGGACCCCGACGCCGCCUUGUCCUUCUUCCACCAGCUCACGCAGCGCGGCUUCUCUCAUGAUAUUUGCACUUACUCUGCUCUAGUUGCGAUUCUCUCCUGCUCUUCGGGUUUGCGGAGGAAGCUUGAUUGCGUAUUGUGGCAGCUGAUUUCUUCGGAGUCGAAGGGCUUCGAUGUCUUCGAUUUGUUGGAAUACCUGUCGCAUGAGGUUAGGGACGAAGUGGUGGUCCGUGUCUUCGAUGCAGUGGUUAAGGUUUAUGUCACAAAGGGGAUGUUCGAUGAAGCGAUUGAUGCCCUGUUCCAAACGAACAGGCGGGGAUUCAUUCCCCAUGUCUUCACGUGUAACUUCCUGAUGAACCGGUUGAUCGAGCAUGGGAUGCCCCAGGUGUCAGUUUCCCUGUACAAGCAGCUCAAGAUGCUAGGCGUGCACCCUAAUGAUUACAUGUAUGCUAUUGUCAUUAAGGCGCACUGCAAGAUGGGCGACUUGGAAGAAGCUGACAACGCCUUUCAUAACAUGGCGGAGGCAGGAGUUAGCCCUAACACCUUUGCUUACACAACCUAUAUUGAAGGCCUUUGCGGGAAUAGGAAAUCGGAUUUGGCCUAUCAGAAACUUCAAGCAUGGAAAGGGGCGAAGGUUCCACUCAAUGUUUAUGCCUAUGCAGCUGUGAUUCAGGGUCUAUGUGAUGAGGAGAAACUGGAACGAGCAAAGCAGGUCUUGGACGAGAUGGUAGAGCAAGGGAUGGUCCCCGAUGCCCUAUGUUAUGGUUCCUUGAUUCGUGGACAUUGCAAGUCGUUGAAGUCAUCAAAUUUGCUUCAAGCUAUGGAUCUUCACGAGGAUAUGAUGUCGAAAGGCAUCAAAACAAACUGUGUUAUCGUCAGUUAUAUCCUUCAUUGCUUAUGUGAAAUGGGCAUGUUCUUAGAAGCGGUGGAACAAUUUAUUAAAUUUGAGCAGUCGGGAAUUUUCGUUGAUGAGGUGACUUAUAAUAUCAUCCUCAAUGCAUUGUGUAAGUUGGAGAAAGUUGAAGAAGCCACGAAACUGCUUGAAGAGAUGAAAAGGAAGAAAAUGAUUCUUGAUAGAGUGCACUACACGACUUUGAUCAAUGGUUACUGUCUCCAAGGAAACAUGUUGGACGCCUUGGACGUGCUCGAGGAGAUGAAGACAACUGGGCUCGAGCCUGAUAUGGUAACUUAUAAUGUGCUUGCCAGUGGGUUUUCUCGGGCGGGCCUUGUAUCUGAGGUGCUUAAUCUGUUGGUUGACAUGGAGGACCAGGGCCUAAAACCGAACACUGUGACACAUAAUAUGAUCAUUGAGGGUCUUUGCAUCGGAGGUAAAGUGAAGGAAGCUGAAGCAUUCUUUGAAAAAUUAGAGGAUAAAAGUGUGCAAAACCGUAUUGCCAUGGUUAGUGGUUAUUGCACAGCAAACUAUAUGACAGAAGCCUUUGAUCUUUUUCUCGAGCUUGCUAAAGAAGGAAUUCUGGUAAAAAAGAAUUGUUGCUUCAAGUUGCUGCGGAAUCUUUGUAUUGGAGAUUAUGCGGAUAGAGCUCUUUUUGUGCUUGAGACGAUGUCAGCAUUCAACAUGGAGCCAACCAAAGCACUGUACACCGAUCUGAUAGCUGGGUUAUGUCGGGCUGGGCAUUUGAGAAAAGCCCGGUCGCUCUUUGAUGCUACUGCAAAGAGGGGUUUGAUUCCCGAUGUCAUCAUGUUUACAUCAAUGAUUAGAGGUUACCUUAGCGAAAAUUACUUCCGACAAGCAUUUGAUCUUUUCAUCAGUAUGAAAAUUAAAGGGAUAGAGCCUGAUGUAAGAGCAUACACAGUGUUGCUUGAUGGUUACUUCAAAGCAGAGUUAACAAGAGCAAGGUCCUUCACUAAGAAAGAAGACAUAGAUGCUGGGAUUUGUGACAUCUUCACAAGAUUUUUAGUUGAGAUGAAAAAUGAAGGGACAGAGCCUGAUGUUUUCUACUAUAAUGUUAUGAUCGACAUACUUUGUAAGUUGGGUAAGCUUGAGGAAGCUAAAGAUUUGUUGAGUGACAUGAUGGAAAUGGAACUGCAACCCAAUGCUGUAACAUACACGGUGUUGCUUGAUGGUUACUCAAAAGCGGAGUUAACAAGAGCAAGGUCCUCUACCAGCAGAAGAAAGAGAGAAGCAAUAGAUGCUAAGAUCCAUGACAUCUUUAGAGGUGUUUUAGUUGAGAUGACAAAUAAAGGGAUAGAACCUGAUGUUUUCUACUAUACUGUUAUGAUCGACAUACUCUGUAAGUUGGGUAAGCUUGAGGAAGCUGGAAAUUUGUUAAGUGACAUGAAAGAAAUGGGAGUGCAACCCAAUGCAGUUACGUACACUGCCCUUAUCUUGGGAUGCUGUCAUUUUAAAAAAGUAGAAAGGGCAAUGCAAAUUGCUAAAGAGAUGGAUUUGAAGGGUAUAGAUCUGGAUGAUUGGGUCAAAUCUAUUCUAGAGUGCAGUAAAGUAAAGCCUGAGAUCUGCAAGUCUCAAAAGUAGCCUUGAAUUCAGGAGAUAUUUGCUCGCUUCUUGGGCUAUUCUGAGGUAAAGUGUGAUUACUAGUUUGCCUGGGUCUACUGUUUUUGGCGAUUCCAUGAAGGUUGAUGGUCAUAUCAUCAAAUUAGCUCAAUUGAAUAUGUACUUUUAUUCUGGAAGGCAUGAUUGAAGAGUGAGUCUUAGUUGAGCAAGGUCAGAAUGGUCUACUCAUUCUGAGGAGUGCAGUUAUUUCCUCUUGCAAUGGAGCAAGUGAUGAAGCAUUUUCUUUUGGAGAUCCAGAUUCAUCUUCACUUAUGGAACACACACAAUCGUUGGUAUGGUUAUGGGCGGACAAUACUUAAUUUGCAUACGGCAGAGACCACCUUCGCUAGUUCCCCCUACUGAUCUUAGGAGACACUUGCAGGAUAUUGGUGAAUGUUUGUUCUUGGACGAUAAAGCCAUUCUUUGAUACCUGGGAUAGCUACCAAGCACAAGGUUUUUGAACAGAUUCUGCAGUCAAACACAUUGCAGUUGAGCACCACAACCGAAACAUCGAGCAAAGAUGGGCUCGUGAUAAUUCGUUCAAAGGGAGGAGGCGAUGCAUUCCAGCACAGCCACCCAAAUGGCUCCAAGCGGUAACCACCAAAUCUGAAGCAGUUCUAUUCAAGUCUGUUCCUAUAACUUCUCUUUGCACUGGAGUCUCAGGCAGUGGUUAUUUGAGUCGCGCGGUCAAUUUUUAUCUGCUUUAUGAACCUGAUCUGGCGGAUUUAGAUUGGUUGGAGUUUCAAGUCCCAAGGCAGCCGGCUCCAAUGCCUUGCGAGCUGCCUCUCAGGCAUCUUAGGAAGAAAACAUCUUGCCAGGACCUCCGAAUUCAAAUUCUCUGCUGGUGAACGGAGCUUUGAUCUCACUCGGAGAAUCCUACUUCCGAAUGCAAUGUGGUUCGAUCCAAGUCUAUUGAUCAUAUGGAGCUAGGGCCCUGUCUUCAAGUGUAGUCAUCGGAAUGAUCUUCUCUGGCUCUGUUAAAUCAGACUUGACAAGGAAUUCCUUAUAUAAAUCGUCAUACACGUGAGAAAGUACCUAUUAGAUUACCGAAUGAGUAUGAAUGAAUGAGUAUUAAUUCACUCAAUUUUUGUGUCGUUUUUUUCAACUGUGGCAGCUUAUUGGGCAGUGUCAUUUAAGAUUUUUGGAGGACAAUUGUCUAUUUUUGUAUCCUUUUAUAAAAGAUCACGUUGACACUAUCAUAAUUAAAA
This is a messenger RNA of Punica granatum (pomegranate), 4239 nucleotides long. The record is from RefSeq and is a predicted model, not a curated record. NCBI's taxonomy places the organism in Eukaryota, Viridiplantae, Streptophyta, Magnoliopsida, Myrtales, Lythraceae.